GAAAGACGCAAAAGGAUAUAGUCAAAAUAUAUCAAAAUAUAUAUAAACCGUGUCUUAUGAUCUUUGGCAAUAAAUGUUUCUUUCAAUUGUUUCAGUUCUGUUCUUAUGUUUCUAAUCUCAUCUUGUACAAUCAGGUCUUCUGCUCCAUUAGACUGCAGUGUUGUACCCGACCGUAGCACAUCAGCCUAUAUUAUGAUAAAUGCUGAAUCUAUCGUGACAGUGACGAUAGAUGUUAAUUGUUUUUUUAGUGAUGGUUGUGUUUUUGAUAGCAAUAUGGGGAAGAAAGGGACCUCCAUUCGUGCAGUUUCUAUUUUUCGCAAUGGGUGUAGGGACGUGUAUAUCCCCUCUCUUGGCAAACCUUUUCGUCACACAAGAAGAACCUAGGUACGGGAGAAAUGAUACGACAUCCGUCAUCGGUGUCGGGAAUGAAAGUACCUCAUUGGCUGUGACUACCCGGACUACAUUUCCAUCAGGAAAAAGUGAAAGUAUAACGGAGUCCAAUGUAAGAUAUGUUUACGUAAUAAUUGGUGCGUAUUUUGGAAUUGUGGCUUUGCUCUUCUGUGGCAUGGCGAUCAAAUUAAGAACACUUCAUGCCGUGAGACAAGAUACCAGCAACGAUGUCAACAAAGAUGGGUCUAAAAUUCCAACUUGGACACAAAUGAAUAAAAGUUAUAGGAUAAAAAUGUUGAUCUUUGUGUUCUUGAUUUAUUUUGCACAUGGGGGAUUCCACAUUACAAUUAAUGGACUUGUGACGACCUUUGCCAUUCAAGGUCUCCAUUGGACCAAGGAUCACGGAACAAUUAUAGCUUCGGUUUAUGGUGGUACAGUUACUCUUUCAUGCGUUCUGGGUGUAUUUACGACUAAGAUUUUGUCGCUAUCACAAAUGAUUUCAAUACAGAUAUUGACGAUUCUAUUGUCAAUGAUCACAAUGGUAGCAUUCGUACAAUUACACGCGUCUGUACUUUGGGUGACAAUUAUUUUAGCAGGAUUAGCAGCUGGUAGCAUGAAGGCAACGAUAUACUCCUGGUUUCAAACUAACGUGAUGCAGGUAACUGGGAUAGUUGCGAGUAUCAGCAUCAUAGGAAAAGCAUCGAGUGCGAUGAGUGUGCCCUUAUUGACAGCCGCGCUCGUGGAAAACGUUCAUUACAUGUGUUUUUCAUACCUGUUAUUAGGUAAUGCAGUGCUGCUAGGAGUUGUAGCCAUAUGCAUCUAUAUAGUUUUUAAGAUUCACACGAACAGAAAAGUCUAAUUAAACCGGUAUUUACUUUACCUUGAAUAAGCACAGGAUAUUCUAGCCGAUGAACUGGAGCAUUUUUAUAUUCGUGGGCCACUAUCCCCAUAGAGGUCCAUAGUAUAUUCUUACGUUUGUAGUAAAACCAUUUUAGUACCACCAGUCACAUCAAAUGCGUAUCUAUCAUUGCCUUAAGAAAGUACAGUUGCCAGAUAGAAUGCCAUGCGUUAUUCCGGGGCCUUUCAUUUUGGUCCUGGCUAGCUCCCUUGAUGAUCCACAAUACCAUAUAAGGAAUGGGGAAUCCUUGAAUUCAUAUCCUAAGAAACGUUUUAGUUUUUAAUGUGAUGUGUGUAUCUGAUGAAAACAUGCUUUACAACAUUGUAAAUACUGUGGCUAGCCUGGAUUAAUCCAAACACAUUUGUGAUGAUUGUCAGAUAAAUCACUGAUACUCACCUAGUUACGCUGACGAUACACCCAACUAAUACAACGCAAUGUAAUACAAUAAUAUUGUAUACAAUAAAUACAGGUUGGGCCAAUAAAAACUGGAACAUUUUUCUGUUAAUUCUAAAUCUUUAUUUUUGCAGUUCAAUCCACAAAAAUUCAGAUACUGGUUAAAUGAUUAUUUGUGAAAAUGUAUGAUUAAUUUUGGCUUGUCAUGGUCAUGAUCUAUAUACUGUGUGCGUCAUGAAAAAUUUCCAAAUUUUCUCUGCGUGAGACAUCAUUACUGAAAAUACAGUAAUCUUUUCAACUUUUUAUAAUCAGAGAUAUCUAUUUAAAUUCAGGGUGAAAUUAUAGUAAAUUUCGUUUCUUCCUCAACUAAAAUAUUUAGAAAACAUGAUAAGCGAUUUGCGUGGGUCUAAACUAUUAGGCAAUAAGAUUAGGGUCAGACAGUAAUUAUAAAUGCUUAAUCGACGCAGUAUGCCCUUUCGCUUGAUAUACUGCAAGCCCUUGACUCAGUGCAAUGCGGAAAGACCACUUUUCGCAGGAUUUUUAGCCAAAACUGUCAAAAAGUACACCCCUUCAAAGCCCCCCCCCCCUUCUUGUAAAAGCUGUCUACGGGCAGUGAUACGUUUUAAAAGAUGUGGGAUCUAUCUAAAAAAGGCGCAACGUCACCAGCAUGUAAAUAUCAUCUUUUUGAUAUAAAUAAAGGAACACGACAUGUAAUAAAUACUUAUAGGCGAGGUCAUUGUCGAUGUUGUUGCUGUUUAAAUGAGUUACAAAACGUUAUGAAAAUAAUAUCGGGAGUAACGUGGGGGAAUGCGUGGGCAUGGGGUUUUUGAUUUUUAAAACUCGUUUCUUAGACUUCUCAGGCCCGUAGCCAGG
Messenger RNA from Owenia fusiformis, 2554 nucleotides. Lineage: Eukaryota; Metazoa; Annelida; Polychaeta; Sabellida; Oweniidae. The record is from the annotation of a GenBank genome assembly.